Molecule: messenger RNA, 2645 nt
Organism: Chaetomium strumarium
Lineage: Eukaryota; Fungi; Ascomycota; Sordariomycetes; Sordariales; Chaetomiaceae
Exons: 5
Coding region: 136-2592 (818 amino acids)
Biological process (GO): mRNA cis splicing, via spliceosome
Cellular component (GO): U2-type prespliceosome; U1 snRNP
Molecular function (GO): RNA binding; protein binding
Source: RefSeq, a predicted model, not a curated record
CUUGGGAAAACGCGUGCAGCACAACGUACCUACCUGUUCAAAACCGGCGAUACGACCCCGACACUUAUCCAUCCUCGACUCGCUCACCUGUGCUUGGUUUAUAAAGUAGCACCGAUCUUAGAACCACGCAACGGAAUGAACACGCCCUUUGCGCCGCAGGGCUCGGCCUGGUCCGAUCAUCGCACUCCCGAUGGCCGUGUCUAUUACUACAACGCGCUGACCAAGGUCACGCAAUGGACAAAGCCCGAGGAGUUGAUGAGCCCUGCCGAGCGUGCGCUCGCAAAUCAGCCAUGGAAGGAGUACACGGCCGAGGGCGGUCGCAAGUACUGGUACAAUACCGAGACGAAACAGAGCUCGUGGGAGAUGCCCGAUGUCUACAAGCGAGCUCUAGCCGGCGGCGACGGAACCCCAACCACACCAGCAGCACCUGCCACUCCCACCAUUGCUCACGGCGGCGGCCACCAUGGUGGAUUUGGAGGUUCCAAUCAUUAUCGCGAUCAUCGUGAGCCCAUUGGUGAGUCGCGCCAGCUGACCUUCGGCAACAACAUCCAGGCCCAGGCCUUUGUGCCCGCGACCAACGAUCCCGAAUACGCCACCGCCGAGGAAGCCGAAGCAGCCUUCGUUAAGCUGCUCCGCCGUAGCGGCGUCCAGCCGGACUGGACCUGGGAACAGACCGUGCGUGCCAUCGUCAAAGACCCGCAGUUUCGCGCCAUCAAGGAUCCGAGAGACAGGAAGGCUACUUUUGAGAAGUACUGCCACGACGUCAUCGCCCAAGAUAAAGAGCGUGCAAAGGAGAGGCUGACCAAGCUGCGUGCCGAUUUCGCGACUAUGCUCCGGAGCCAUCCCGAGAUCAAGCACUACACGCGCUGGAAGACUGCGCGCCCUAUGAUCGAAGGCGAGACCAUUUUUCGCUCCACCAACGACGAGAACGAGCGUCGCCAGCUGUUCGAGGAUUACAUCGUCGACCUCAAGAAGGCGCACAAGGAGCAGCAGAUCACAAUGAGGAAGAGUGCCAUGGACGGCUUGAUUGAGCUGCUCCCCACGCUGAACCUGGAGCCCUACACGCGUUGGGCUGAGGCACAAGGUACCAUCCAGAGCACUGCUCCCUUCCAGAAUGACGAGAAGUACAAGUCCCUCAGCAAAUACGACGUCUUGACUGUAUUCCAGAACCACGUCAAGGCACUAGAGCGCAAAUACAACGAGUCCAUACAGGAAGAGAAAAACAAGAAGCUUCGCCGUGAGCGCAAGGCCCGUGAUAACUUCAUUGCCCUCCUCUCGGAACUUAGGAAGGAUGGCAAGAUCAAAGCCGGCACCAAGUGGAGUCAAAUCCACCCCCUCAUCGAGGCCGACGAGCGCUACGUGGCUAUGGUUGGUCAGCCCGGUUCUACAGCCAUGGAGCUGUUCUGGGAUGUGGUCGAGGAAGAAGAGAGGGCCCUGAGGAGCACUAGGAAUGAUGUCCUUGAUGUCAUUGAUGACAAACGCUUCGAGGUUACCCCGAAGACUACAUUCCAAGAGUUUGAGUCAGUCCUCAAAGCUGAUCGUCGAACGGCUAACAUUGAACGCGAUAUCAUGGAGCUCAUCUUUGAGCGGAUUCAGAAAAGAUCAUUGAAGCGCUCAGAAGACGAUAGGCAGUCAGACCGGCAGCAGCGUCGCGCUCUUGAAGACCUCCGUUCGCAUAUGAAACGGAUGGAACCCCCUAUCGGCGUGAACGAUACUUAUGAGCAGGUUAGAACCCGGCUUGCUCAUGUGCCCGCUUUCCAGGCCGUAAGCUCCGAUGACGCUCGACGUGGUGCCUUCGAGAAACACAUCCGUCGCCUCCGGGAAAAGGAGGACGAGGCUGAAAAGGAGCGCCAGCGCCGACGCGAGCGCUUAGAUGGCUAUCGUGAUAGAGGUGAGCGAUCUCAUCGCGGCAGUGUACGUUCUGCUAGGAGUCGCAGCCCAGAACACGACACCUACGAGGCUGAGCGUCGCCGGGCCGUGGCCGAACGUGAGCGUAACUACCGCAAGACCAGCGCGGCCGACAUCCUUCUCUCGGAUCGCCGGUCCCCGUCGAUUCGCGAUCGCGACCGCGACCGGGAUCAUGACCGCGAUCGGGAGCGGGAGCGUGAUCGUCGCGACUACCGCGACCGUGACCAUCGGGACCGAGAACGGGACCGUGAGCGAGAGCGAGACAGGGACCGUGACCGCGACCGCGAGAGGGACCGUGACCGUGACCGGGAGCGCGACCGUGACCACCGCGACCAUCGCGAUUACGACCGCCGGCCUCGUGCUGACGACAUUAAUCACUAUGACCGCGAGCGCCGCAGCCGCGAAGAAGACCGUGAGCGCAUCUAUCGCCGCCGGGUUCUAGAGCGCGAUGUCGACGAGCUGCCCUACGGCGAUGAGCGGCCUAGCUCGUCGUACUCGCGUACUCGCCCACGGCCGUCCGAGGAGGAUGACCACGACCGGCGGGACAGGCACGCCGCCAAGCGUGUCAAGCUUGAGGGCGACCGUUCUCCGAGCCGCAAUGCUCGCAGCCCGCCUCCCAAGGAGAAGGAGAGGACGCCUAGCGUCCGCGCAGGGAGCGAGGAGGGUGAGAUUGAGGAGGAUUAACAUCCGACUCGAUCCGCGUACGGCCCUGGCUGCUGCAGCGAUGGCGAUGAUGG